This is a messenger RNA of Acanthaster planci (crown-of-thorns starfish), 3923 nucleotides long. RefSeq names its product muscle-specific protein 20-like. The record is from RefSeq and is a predicted model, not a curated record. NCBI's taxonomy places the organism in Eukaryota, Metazoa, Echinodermata, Asteroidea, Valvatida, Acanthasteridae. Gene Ontology annotation, molecular function: actin filament binding. Gene Ontology annotation, biological process: actomyosin structure organization; actin filament organization. Gene Ontology annotation, cellular component: actin cytoskeleton.
AGUUGACUAGGCACGCGGGUCACGACAUCGACAACGACAAGUGCUCUCCGAACUCUGCCCUAUCGUGUCACAAUUAUCAUAUCACACAGAGCUUGACGCAACGGCGUGUCCUGUUUUGCCCUUCUUGAAGUGAAGUUCUGUAUUGGCAUUCAGCUGCAGGGUUGAUACUACUAUAGUGUCCUUGCUCUAUGAUACUACUAGUCCACGUAAUUUCUCCAGCUUUGUCGUCCGCAUCAUCACCACAGUACCGAGCGACAUGCCGAUGAACAAAGGCCGAGCGUACGGUUUCUCUGCCGAGCUGGAGAGAAAGUCCAGAGCCACUUAUGCCGAAAGACUUGACAAGGAGCUUGAAUGCAGGGCAUGGAUUGAAGCCAUUACAGGGGAAGAACUUGAACCGGUGGAGAGUGGAUGGGAUAACUUCUCUGCUGCCUUGAAGAAUGGCGUCAUUCUGUGCAAGUUGAUAAAUGUGAUCAGUCCCAGAAGCGUCAAGAAGAUUCAUGACAGCAAAAUGGAGUUCAAAAUGAUGGAGAACAUUGGUAACUUCUUGACAGCGUGCGAGAGCAUUGGCGUACAAAAAGCAGAUCUGUUCCAGACCGUGGACUUGUUCGAGGGACGUAACAUGAACAGUGUUCUGACGGGGUUGGAAGCUUUGGGCCGAAAAGCUCAGCAGAUUGGUUUCCGGGGGCCCACCUUUGGCGCCAAGCCUUCCUCAGAAAACAAGCGAGAGUUCUCGGAGGAGACGCUGAAGGCCGGCCAGAAUGUCAUCGGUUUGCAGAUGGGCACCAAUCAGGGGGCCAACCGGUCUGGUAUAUCUUACGGCAGCAGGAGACAAGUGUACGACCCACAGCUAAAAAAAUGAGAUCAUGACUCCUCUUGCAAACACAUUAAGAGUGUACUGCUUGUCCUUGUGUGUAGAUCUAGCCAGAUGUGUUUUUGAUAGAGUAUAUAUCUGGAAUGCCCUUGUAAGUUACACUUCGUCAAUUGAGAUGUUGCUACACCCUCCAUCUAGUGGUAGGCCUGUUGAUCUGCACUGACAUUUAAAUUACAGGGUUUUAUAUAGCAACUCAAAGAUAGAUAAACGCCAGCAUAAUCUGGGGAAAAUUGAGGGGUGACAUGGGGGCAUGGUGCCCCCUUUUAAACCAUGAAACCCCUGAAGGUUUGAAAACUGACAUAGGAAUUAAAGGAUUUGGGACUUUCAGGGUUAGACUUACUAGUAGGUUGGAGAGGUAGUGACUUCUCUUAGUCUCGUUUAUCAUGUCGUACGAUUCCUUUGUGUUAAGUUAUGCAUUGAUACUUAAACAGACCAGGAUGUACGCCAUUGUUGCUGGUAGUUGCUUAAACAUGCCUAAACUAAUGCACAUGAAUCUAGCCUGCAUGAUCAAGCACAUUUAGCCAGGCAGUUGUUGAAUAGACAAGCAAAUCUUUAGCCUGCUAUUUACACGUCAUAUUGCAAACUAUUGUUUUGAAUUAUCGCAGCCAAGACAUCCUUAAUUUCAACGCUCUAAAGUUUGUAUUCAAGAAUUUUGUACAUGCAGUUCAGAGCCCUUUAUUGGACAGAGUAGAAACUACUUCAUUUCCCUGUUGGGAAAUAUUGUGGUAGAGCAUGGUGUGUCACAAAUUGUUUUUAGAGUUGAAAGGUGACGGAAACAGAAGGUGCUUUAAACGUGACAUUGAUACAUGAAUAUCGUCUGUUUUCACAAGACUAAUUAUUAAGUGCUGUGCAUGUAUUCAGAUAGUUUUUAUGACGGGACAGAGGGUUAGAUCGUAUUGCUUUCGAAACUUUUGCUAAUUGCCGUGGGAAAAGAUGUCAUUAGGUCAGAGAUUAGAAGAAAUAAAGAUUUCUUAUGGUGCCCCAAAAGAAAUGUUGCUGUAACAAAAAAUUGGAGCUGAAGGUGCUAAAAACAAAAUGUUGGAUGAGAUAUUGUAUCUUGCAUCACAUUUACAUGUACUUACAAAUUAUCAUAGUUAGCUAUUUUUUAUAUAUCUUCACCAGUAAUAACUAAUAUGAACUAGCAUGUGUGGAAUUUGUGUACUGUAUAUGUACAUGUAUGAAGUCUUAUUUUAUAGUGUCACUGGGGCAUUUUGUUUCCUGUUAUUCCUACAGUGCAACACUCUCUCAUAAUCUAAGGCAGAUGUACAGGUACGAAUACUUACCAUUGAGGACAAUAGACUCACCUCUGAGGACAUCCUUUGUUCCCCGAGCGUUCUGUCCGCCCAUGAUAUUGUUCCUAAUUUAAUAGGAUUUCAUAUUUUUUGUCUUUAUGCCGUUCCUAUUUUUUUCUCCAUUUCAUAUAUACUGCGGGGUAGUCAUGCUUGGGUAGGGUCUACUGGGAUUUAUUUUCUUAUUUCCUUAGUGGUCAAAUAACAUGCCAGUCUGCCCUCCAUAUCAAAGUUAAACCUAUGCACAUUAUAUGACCAAAUGUUCAUUCCUUCCAUAUUUUCAAACAAAAACAGAUUCAGACGGUACCCAUUGUCUGAGGUAUAUUUUGAAAAGUUCCUUGAAUUAUCCGAGCUUCAGUUGCAGUCACUUCCUUUGUUACCAUUUGGAUGGAUGUUGACAAUUAUUCCUGGCCUGAUUUGCUGCUAUCAGGAAAUGAUAAACUGUUCCCUCUGUUCCAUAUUUGUUACAGUAUGUUUCAUGAUAUAACCUUGUGCAGUUACAAAAAAAUCCCAUUCUGCAAUUCAAAAGUUAAUGUUUGUAUUUAAUUUGUGGGCAAAAUUUCAAGCCGCCAAAUUGUGAGAAAAUUUUGAAAUAACUCAUGCCACGUCUAUUUUUCUACAACACUUAAAAAAAGAUUGCCGUUUAAAUUUUUUAAGGAUUGUAUAAUGGGUAUUGUCAAUCAUGUUUUUGCACAGUCAGACCGAGAAAAAUAAUAUGUACCUUUGAAAGUCUACAAGGGGCGUGCAGCCAUAUUUCAGCUGGGGAGAUCGGAUUUAUUUUGGUAACAAGACCAUCAUCUUGUAGGGCACAGUUACAGCGAGAGAAUGUCACAGAUGGUUUCUGAACGUUGUCAAGAUCUUCACCCAUUUAUUAGCUUGAAAUAGCUGUACAGGUACUUUCAACGACUUACUUUUCAUACCAACAUACUGGUAACGCAUGCACCAUUUGGUUUAUUUCUCAUCUGCAUUGCACAUAAAUAUUUCAUAGGCUACAACUGUGCACUGUUUGGCGACAGUCAUGCACUUCCCUUAGUCGCCCGGACAUUUGAAAUGGACAGUAUUAGAAGCAGCUUUGUUAUUUAUUACUAGCAAGAUGCUACCAUGACAACCAGUUGGCACGGUUACAUGCAGUAGGCAACAUUAUAUCAGAGCUGGUUAUUACAUCUGCAAAAUCUACAUUUUGUGCCUGCAGAUUAGGGGACAGCUGAGUGGGUCAUUGAGGUUGAUAUCAUAUUAUUUGUAUAGCUUUGUUACACGGUUUGCAUGGUUUAUUAUUUAAAGGCAGUUGAAAGCCAAAGUAAGUCUGUUAAUUUUUGUUUAAAUUCCAUCCUAGUUCAGGAUUGUGUCAGAUAAAUUUACGAGUACAAUUCCAUAUUCAAGCAACAAUUCCAAAUGAUUUUAAAAUCAGUGUUGAAAUUUUCAUUCAUAAUUCAUAUCAAGGCGAAAAAGUGUUUGUAACUGUUACUCGGUAUUCCGUCAGUGUCAGCCAAGUGGGUUUUUUUUCUGCAAGCUUUAACAUUUGGAUUUACAAUUUUGAAACAUUCUGGCAUUCCAAACAAGAAUAUUCAUUCCAGUGUUUUUUCCAUUGUCCAAAGACAUUUUUAAAUGUACAAUAAGUAAUAUGUGCUCAAAGUUUACCCUCCACCCAAGUACGGAUUUUAUUGCUUGUAAUUGUUAGCAUUGCAAAGUUGAAGAGAAGCAGUAGUUGUAUUCAGUUUUUAUGAUUUGAAAUAAAAAGAUUAGAUAUUUGCAUUUUUAAUGAA